Messenger RNA from Lachancea meyersii CBS 8951, 1134 nucleotides. NCBI's taxonomy places the organism in Eukaryota, Fungi, Ascomycota, Saccharomycetes, Saccharomycetales, Saccharomycetaceae. The record is from the annotation of a GenBank genome assembly.
AUGCACAGUUUUAUCACAACUGCUCUCCUGGGUUCAAGCUUGGCCUCUGCAGCUAAAUUCAUUGCGCAAGUUAGCGACACAGCAGCGGUGAGUGAGAUCCUCAGCCAGAAUUUCGAACAAAUGGAUCAAAACAGCGGCAUCGGUGCCAUCACGUUAGGGAAAUCGUUUCAGGCCAUCUACGGUGAUUUCCCAGAGUCGAUUCUCGAAACCAUGUAUUACGACGGGCGUAUUGUGGCAAUGUCCAUGGACAGAGCACUGACACCGGCAGAGUACGUGGUGCAGGCAAACGCGCCGUCGCAUUUGGUGCGUUUAUCCCAAAAGGCUCCACUACUCAAGGGCGACACUACCUUUGUGUACCAUUCAAACGCAGGAAUUGGCGUUGACGUUUAUUUGCUUGACACGGGAAUCGAUGCCAAGAAUCCGGCCUUUGAAAAUCGUGUUCAAAAAGUGGGAGAUUAUGCCGACGGACCUGUGACCCAAGGUGAUCCCCAUGGACAUGGAACAGCAGUUGCGGGCGUAAUUGGCUCGGCUCAAUUUGGCGUGGCUAAAAAGUGUAAUCUUUUCGAUGUUAGAAUCGCUGAUCCAGAGGGAAAUGCUAAUUUAAUCGGCACGCUGAGGGCUUUGGAACAUGUUUCCAAGCUGGCCACUGUGACGAGAAGGCCCUCCUUGAUAGUUAUUCCCUACACGAUGGCCAAAAACGUAAUUCUCAAUGCUGCUAUUGAAGCGAUUGUUCGCGAUCUAGCAAUUCCUGUGAUCGCUGCUGGGGGAAACACAAAUCAAAAUGCUUGCAAUGUGAGCCCCGCAAGUGCUUAUGGGGUCUUGACAAUUGGGUCUAUUGAUGUCUCGAAAAAUGACGAGGCUGCCCCAUUCACAAAUUACGGCGAGUGCGUCGAUGCUUUCGGGGCGGGAGUGGACGUUUCAAGCGUUGGACUAGAUGCGUACUCUGAAAUCCAGAAAAGCGGGACGUCCAUGAGCGCUGGAAUUGCUUCUGGACUUGUGGCAUACUUUAUGAGUUUGGGCUUUCAUGGAAUGAAAGCCGUUAACAGAGUAAAGACCUUGAGCGCUUCAGGAGUCAUCCCCAACAUGGCAAAACAACUGCCUUCGACCCGCAAUUCUGUGUUACAGAACAUGUAA